AUGCCGCCGCCCACUUCUCUGCCCACACCCGCUGCCACAGCGCCUGUUCUGUCCAUCUCCGCCGCCUGCCGCUCGCUCGUCGACGACGACCUGCGCCCCGCCUCGCCUCCACGCGGCCCAACCGCGCUGCACCUGGCCUCACCCGCUGCAGCCCCGAUCCGGCGCCCCGCUGCCACCUACACACCGCCGCGGCGGCCGCUACCCAGCACCGCGCCCGUCCUGUACAUCACCGCCGUUUCCCCCUGCUGCCCCUUGCUCGACGCACCUCCCCACGGCCGCUUCUCCAUCGGCCACAGCCAGCGCGCUGCCCCUUCUCCCCCCGCCCCGCUUCAAUCCCUCAGCUCCGCCCCGCCUCUGUAG
This is a messenger RNA of Aegilops tauschii subsp. strangulata, 360 nucleotides long. The record is from RefSeq and is a predicted model, not a curated record. Lineage: Eukaryota; Viridiplantae; Streptophyta; Magnoliopsida; Poales; Poaceae.